ACAAGGUUGAUGCAGAUCCUUUUGUUCCAAUUGUAAUCGGUGAAGGAAAACAGAGGACUGCUUUGGAAUCAUUACACAGUUUAGCAGCUGAGAAAGAUGCAGUCAGUGAAGGAGAAGAUUAGCAACAUGGCCGGUAGCGCCAAGGAGCACAUGAACAUCGGCAAAACGGAGGAAGCUGCGGCUAGGACAGAAGGAGAGAAGAGGUUGGCUAAUGAGCGUAAGAAAGCCAAGGAAGCUCGAGCAGAGAUGGAGUUGCAUCAGGAUAAGGUCAGGCACGCAGAGGAGAGAUUGAGGGCUAAACUACCGCAAUAUCUCCAUGGCUAUGGCUACGACCAUGAGCCACCAGUCGCAGGCACUCAUGGACACCAGACUGUCGGGACAGCAGCUCCAGUGCCUGGAACUAAUGUUCCUACGUAUCCUCUUGCAGGGCAACAAACCCCCCCCUCAUGGCCAUAAGAUGGGUUAAUAAGGUUUGUCAUGGGACAGUUUAUACACAAAA
This is a messenger RNA of Theobroma umbraticum, 499 nucleotides long. RefSeq names its product late embryogenesis abundant protein 18-like. The record is from RefSeq and is a predicted model, not a curated record. Gene Ontology annotation, biological process: embryo development ending in seed dormancy. NCBI's taxonomy places the organism in Eukaryota, Viridiplantae, Streptophyta, Magnoliopsida, Malvales, Malvaceae.